Messenger RNA from Octopus sinensis (East Asian common octopus), 1383 nucleotides. RefSeq names its product E3 ubiquitin-protein ligase MIB1-like. The record is from RefSeq and is a predicted model, not a curated record. The coding region runs from base 1 to 1113 and encodes 370 amino acids. Gene Ontology annotation, molecular function: protein binding. Gene Ontology annotation, cellular component: nucleus; cytoplasm. The transcript has 9 exons. NCBI's taxonomy places the organism in Eukaryota, Metazoa, Mollusca, Cephalopoda, Octopoda, Octopodidae.
AUGUUUCUAUCUUUUACUCUCAGCGAUCGACAUCAUGCUGUGGAGAUCUUAUUAUCUCGGGGCAGCGAAGUGAACGCACGGUCUAAUGAUGGUCAAACACCACUGCACCGGGCCUGUUGGUGUGGACACUUGCACACUGUCGACAUUUUGUUGGGUCACAAUGGCAUCGAUGUCAAUGUGGUGGACAAAAAUGGAGACACACCACUGCAUGUGGCAGUUUGGAGGCGAUGGUAUAAAGUGGUGUGUCUGAUGCUGAACCAGGGUUCAGUUCAGCUGGAUAUUCAGAACAAAAAGAAAAUGACACCAUUGCUUGAAGCCGUUUCCCGGGGUCACCUCGGAAUGACACACAAGUUAAUAGCCCUGGGUGCAAACAUGAAUGCUGUUGAUGGUGAUGGUAACAGCUGUUUGCACAUUGCCGUGAAAACAGAAGUGUUUAAUUCCGAGGAUGCACCCAUGGAUUUACUAAACAAAUGCUGCACUGCCCUUAACCUGAACAUGGACGAAAGGCUCUCUGGUGUAGUGGUUGCGAGAUAUCUCGCCAGCCAGGGAGCUGACUUCCACCAUAAAAACAACAACAAUAACACACCAUUGGACCUCAUUAAGGACCCAAACUUGAGAAAAAAAUUAGAAGCGUUUUCACAACCACAAAGUCGCUUGUGUGAAGAGAACAUGGCCACCGUGAGACUGCAACCAUGGGGAGAUCUUGUUCUCUGCGAGAAUUGUUCUUCUGAAAUGACAUUUAAGAGAUGCCCCAUGUGUCAAGAUUACACACUCAGCAAAAGAGAAUUUGCAAGGCCAAUAUUUGAAGACAAAGAGGUCCAGACAGUAGAAGAACCACGUGAGAGUCCAGUUCUGAAGGAGAGGGAUCUUCUGAGAGUGGCUAAGAGGUUAGGACGUGAUUGGUGGCAAGUGGCUAUUUUUUUAGAAGUUGAUACAACUGAACUGAAAAUUGAUGACGAGUCUAUUGUCACUGUAAAACAAGGCUACCUGAUGCUUAACGAAUGGUUAAAAAAUUGCGACCCAGAAACACGGACACACGCAACAUUAAGUGCAGCUCUUGAAGAAGCUGAAUGUUUCACUGCGAUGGAAUGUCUGUCAUUAGACGCAAAGUAAAUUUCUGUGUUACUGUUGUUGUUUAGCCUCAGAUUAACCUUGACCAAACAGAGACUUAUGAUCAAACGCAUUCCAGCCAGGACCAUCAUGCCUAUUUCCAAAGAGAACCCACAACCACAUUGUUCAAUAUGCCCUUCUGUACAGUGGUAUCGUGUGAAUUUAGCUACUAAUUCUAGCAGGUAUAUCAACGACAUAGUGAUCCAUUCACUGGUUUGGCUCCUUUGUUAAAAAAUCACAUUAAAAUAAAGACAAACUUUGAAAUGUUCAUUU